CCCAUUUCGCCGCCGCGGAAAAAUGGGCAGUCUUCGUCCCAUUUUCUUCUUCUUCCGCGCCAUUCCGCGCCAUUAUCAAUGGCGGAAAGUCGUUUUAACCCUAGAAUGCCCAGCGGAAACACUUGUGGACUACUGGCACUGAUCUAUGAUCCCUCAUUUCAGAUUAACGAAGAAGAAGAGGAAGCUGAUCCUACAGAUUCCUCCAUUGACGAAGAGGAAGCUGAUCCUACAGAUACCUCUCUUCAGAUUGUCAGAGAAAGAAAAGUUAUUCCAGAAAUUCCCAACCCUCCUGCUCCCGAGAUUGAACUUGGGGCACAGUUCUUCCUCAUGACGAAGGCUUCACCCCAUGUAGAACUGAAGGAUGCCACUUCUGGCUUGGAAUUUGAUCCCACGGGAGAAUUCUUGGCUUCAGUUAACCGAGUGGGUUGCCUGACGAUCCAAAGGUUUCAAACCCUUCGAUAUUACAGUGAUCACAUCGUGCGAAAGACAGGAGGUUUGCUGAUUUCCUCCAAAUCAAUAGAAUUGGUGGUGGUGCAGGUGGCUGAUUUUGGAGCUCUCAAAGUCCAAAAUGCCAGACCAACCCAGCUGAAGAUGGACUGCAAUGUGGCAACUUCGGUUGCCUGCACUUCGAUGUUUCCAGGGGAAGUCCUCAUAUAUGACCUUGCUAGUUUCUCUUCUGAUCCACUUACGGUCUUGAGACUGAACAGGGGCACAAGGAUUACUGAUGUAGCUUUCAAUGGAUCCGAUGAUUCCAGAUUGUACGGUUCGGGUUUGAAUGGCAUAGUAAACGUUUGGGAUCCAAGAACGAGUUACUUACCGUGUUUGGAGCUCGUAACACACGAGCUGGUUCAUGACAUCCUUUCGCUGAAAAGUAUCCAGUUGCAUCAGGAUAGUCAGAAGGUCUUUGGGGGUGACCACUCUGGAAAUGUGUUUAUGUGGGACAUCCGCAACCCAUCCAUACCUGCAGGAGUGUGGAGAUUAAGAGAUUUACUUGUUACUAUUGGAUACGUACAGGUAUGAUUGUUGGAUUCUUGAUCUCCCUCCUGUCUCUCUGCAUCAUAUUAGAGAGAGGCCCAAUAUAAUUGCUCCCAUGUGAUUUUCACCACCACCACUCUCUGCUUUUACCUAAUAAAUCAAUUCAUUGGUCACUGUGCUUUGAGCGUAUCAUUCCUAAUCCCCUCCACCUCACUCUUUGACUUUUGUUUGCUCCUUUGAGUUAUAAUGCUAUUAUAUUACUCUUUGCGAAGUUUGAUAAGAGUUUUAGUAGCAGAAGCAGAGCAAAAGCCACAAAAUUCCUCUGU
Molecule: messenger RNA, 1301 nt
Organism: Linum tenue
Lineage: Eukaryota; Viridiplantae; Streptophyta; Magnoliopsida; Malpighiales; Linaceae
Source: the annotation of a GenBank genome assembly